CCCAUCUUUAUAGCCCACUCUUUGCUUUACUCCGUCAUAAGAUCUCCUGUGAAACAGCAGGGAACGAUGGAGACAUCUCAACUGCUCCUUCUGCUCUGUGUGUGGGCGCUCAUCAGCCUGUCCCGGCAAUCAGAGGUGGUUGAACAGUGCCCAGAUAGGAUUCUGGGUAAUGAGAGGACACGAACAUGCCCUAAAAAGUGCAAGCAAGAUGAUGAUUGUGGCAACAAGCGCCAGUGUUUAUGCGAUGGACCAUGCGGACUCAGCUGUGUGGCUCCAGCUCGGACAUGUCCGUGGCCUCUUCCUGCCGGUGAACACUUCGACGUGGCUCUCAUCUCUUCAUCUCCUUCUUUCUCUGCUCUUCUGGAAGUGCGUUGUCAUCCUGGGUACACCAUGGCCAAUGGCCUGAAUGCUGUUAUCCGCCGGUGCCAAGGUGACCGACAAUGGAGUGGUGAUGAUCCUGAGUGUACAGAUAGAGAUGCUGAAUCUAAACCGUCUUGCCCUUUGCCUGAUCAUGAGUUGCUGUUGAUUUAUGGUAGUGCUGCUGUAGACUCCUCUCUACAGUACCAGUGUUCUCCUGGAUCUGUGCUGGUUGGAAACAGUGAAAAUUUUUGUCACAAGAACCAGACGUGGCGUUACCCGCACCCCAUCUGUCAACGUGUGUUUUGUCCGAAACCACAGGAAGUCAAUCAAGGCUACUUGGUGGCUGUGCAAAAAUCAGAAUAUAAUGUGGGUGACUCUGUUUACUUCCUUUGCAAAAAGUCCUUUCUCUUGGAUGGGCCAAACCAAGCAACUUGUCAGUUAGAUGGCACAUGGAGCACGAUACCUUUCUGCAGAGCUCACUGUCCAAUCCCUGCACAGCGCAGCAGAGUGAUUGUGGGUGGGGUUAAGAGCUGGCCCUUUGACUUGACCAAUGGGAUGGUUACUCACGGCGAGAACGUAACAUUCUUCUGCAAGCAUCCGCAAAAAUCUUGCAGUUUCACAGCCACAGAGACCUGCUUUGAUGGACUGCUCCCUGCUCCCAGCUGCUACCUUGAUCCCACCUGGUUGCAGUAUAAACUCUUCCCUCACCGUCUGGUAUCAGAGAUUGCUCCAUGUGGACGUCCUGACCUGGACUCCACCUCCGAGUAAAGUUCUUGUCUUGGCCCCACAUUCAAACAAGAUCCUACUUCAACACACAGGACUUAAAAUUCAUGCUAUCUGUUACACCUAAGAUGUAGAUAAGUUUUUAUGCAGAGAAAUUGAAUAAUCCAAAGCCUUUUUGCUAGGCUGCGCUUCAUACAGAGCAAAGGUCAGGAAAGUAAUCAGAGUGCUGUUUUAAGGUCCAUUGAAUACAUUUCAUAGUUCACCCACAGGGAGCUAAACAGAACAAAAUUGACAGAUUAAAGAAAAAUAUAUAUACUUACUUUUUACUCUGGACUGCUUGGACAAGGUUAUCUUAAACUGAAUGUAAGUGUGUUGUAUAUUAGCUGCUGUAUAAUUGUUUUGUAAAUGUAUUAUAAUUAAUAAAACAUGUCAAAUCUUA
Messenger RNA from Tachysurus vachellii, 1522 nucleotides. It is a transcript of the gene ntd5, whose product is annotated as ntl-dependent gene 5. Gene Ontology annotation, cellular component: extracellular region. Gene Ontology annotation, molecular function: peptidase inhibitor activity. Bases 67 to 1128 code for a protein of 353 amino acids. The transcript has 8 exons. The record is from RefSeq and is a predicted model, not a curated record. Lineage: Eukaryota; Metazoa; Chordata; Actinopteri; Siluriformes; Bagridae.